This is a messenger RNA of Drosophila willistoni, 2869 nucleotides long. It is a transcript of the gene Cad96Ca, whose product is annotated as tyrosine kinase receptor Cad96Ca. The coding region runs from base 230 to 2479 and encodes 749 amino acids. The record is from RefSeq and is a predicted model, not a curated record. Gene Ontology annotation, biological process: protein phosphorylation; multicellular organism development; homophilic cell-cell adhesion. Lineage: Eukaryota; Metazoa; Arthropoda; Insecta; Diptera; Drosophilidae. Gene Ontology annotation, molecular function: transmembrane receptor protein tyrosine kinase activity; ATP binding; calcium ion binding. The transcript has 11 exons. Gene Ontology annotation, cellular component: membrane; signaling receptor complex.
CUCAGUUAACCAUUCGCCGCGUUUCCAAGCGCAACGUUCGCUCGAUAUUCGUUUGCUGAAGUUAGCUGAACCGCAAAUCCGAGAAAGUUAUUGUAAAUACCUGUUUGCAUUUGCUUUUGUAUUUAAUUUAUACAUAUUUUCAAUUGAGUGCUCAAAACGUGAUUACGUACAAAUCAAAAAAUUUCAUCGAGUCAACAGGCAGGAUACCGCUUAGGCGGUUGAUUUUAUAAUGGAUUAUCAUCAUGACCGACCUGAAACCUGCCUCAACCACUCAGUGACUAGGAGAAGCUCAUCAUCGUCGUUUGUAAUAAAUAGAACCAGUUUAUUGCUGGCCAUAACAGUUAUUACAGCGGCAAUCGUUUCAAUAUGCUUACAACAAGCUGAGGCUCAAGAUCAAAACGCACCGCCCAUUCUAUAUGUAAGGGAUCGCAAUUGGCGUAUUCCUGAAACUGAGAAAGUGGGUCAAGUAAUCCAACGAGUAAGUGGCGAAGAUCCCGAUCGAGAUGAUCUCUUGUUUGGCAUCGAGCCGCGUAUUUCUCCACAACCUGGAAGUAAUGGAAACGUUCCAAGUGCUUUACCAUUUCGCAUUGAUCCCGACACGGGAGUUGUCUAUCUCAACGAGAGUCUGGCCGGCCGGGCUGGCGAGAAUUUCCUAAUCUACAUCACUGUCUCCGAUGGACAUUAUACGGCAAAAACAGAAGUUUUCAUUAAUAUAUUGGGUCCACAGGAGAAUAACUUUAAUUAUCGCUCGCCAUCGUCGUCAAUAUCACAUGUGGUGCAUAAUAUAUCGAAAUUUUUGCCAACAUUUGGUAGUUUGCCCGGAGUUCAGUCAAUUAGAAAUGGCCAACCAUAUGCUAAUCGACCAUCCAAUAAUUUCCCACCAAGUCUCACUGGCUAUGAGCAACCAAUAUUGCCCUAUUACCAUCCCGUAAUACCAACUACCUCCACAGUGAAUGAACAUGCAGAGAACAGUGACGAGGAGAGCGCAUCGAAAUCGUCUGCUCCGCCACCAGUUACUACCUCGACCACGCCAAGAAGUCGCACCAAAUUGACACCUAUCGGGGCCACAAAGCCGGUGCAAACAGUGGAAAGCGAGGGGAAAACAACAUAUUUUACGAUUAAAUCAACUACGAUUCCAAUAAUUGUCACUGUCUGCGGAUUUUUGGCUGUGAUGGCAGCUUUAUUCGGUUAUCUGUGUCGUCGACGACUGUGCGCCAUCAGCAAGAAUCUGAAGAAGUCAAAGGAGAAAGAGGAGCUGGCCAGAAAAUCGAAUCAAAGUCAACUGAGCAGCACUCUGACUGAUGACAGCCGCAAUUCGAUGGUGAUGCAACAGUGGAAUGGUCCGGUGGCAUUUGCCAAUCGUUAUGUGCCUUGGGAGAGGGAUCAGCAGCUUGCCAUGACUGCAACGUCUCAGCUAUCAACAAGUGCCGCAAAUGGUGGUGACGCUUCCGCGGUGCCUCCCACUAGUGGCGCCAGUCCUCAGGCUGGUUGUGUGGGUCCUGCUACAGGAUAUGGCCAUGGUGUCGAUGCCAACAGCGAUCGUUGGGAAUUCCCAAGGCACCGAUUAAAGUUUUUCAACAUAUUAGGCGAGGGAGCCUUUGGACAAGUAUGGCGUUGUGAGGCCAACGAAUUGAAUGGAUCCGAAGGGGUGACAACGGUAGCCGUAAAAACGUUAAAGGAAAGUGCAACUGGAGUUGAGAAAAAAGACUUACUCUCCGAGUUAGAGGUAAUGAAGUCACUGGAACCUCACAUCAAUGUGGUUCAAUUAUUGGGCUGUUGCACAGAUAAGGAUCCAACUUUUGUAAUACUCGAAUACGUGAAUCGUGGAAAAUUACAAACUUAUUUACGCAAUUCAAGGGCCGAAAGACAUUAUGGAAACACACAUGGAAAGUCGAAUAUCCUGACGUCAGGUGAUUUAACAUCGUUUAUGUAUCAAGUUGCUAAGGGAAUGGAUUAUCUGACAUCGCGUGGAAUUAUUCACAGAGAUUUGGCGGCUCGUAAUAUUCUCAUAACCGACGAUCACACAUGCAAAGUGGCUGAUUUUGGAUUUGCACGGGAUGUAGUCACAUCUAAGAUAUAUGAACGCAAAAGUGAAGGCAAACUGCCCAUACGAUGGAUGGCCACUGAGUCGCUGUAUGAUAAUAUAUUUUCUGCGAAAUCGGAUAUCUGGAGUUUUGGCAUUUUAAUGUGGGAGAUUGUUACACUCGGAUCGACGCCCUAUCCUGGCAUAUCAGCUGCCGAUGUCAUGCGCAAGGUAAGAGACGGCUAUCGUCUCGAAAAACCUGAACAUUGUCGCCGAGAGCUCUACAAUAUAAUGUAUUAUUGCUGGUCGCAAGAUCCCCAGGAGCGUCCCAUGUUUGCAGAAAUAAUACAGAUGCUCGAUAAAUUACUGCACACGGAGAUGGAUUAUAUUGAGUUGGAACGAUUUCCUGAUCACAACUAUUAUAAUAUCGUUAAUCUCAGUGGUGAAAAACUCUAAACCCAUACUGGAUAGUAUAGAAGCACUAAGGGCUUUAUAUCCAUAUCAAAGAAGCAUUAAAGAUCAACGGAUUUCCUUUCUCUACCAUCCUGUUUCAAUCCUGUAUUCAUAUGCAUACCGAACAACAAGAAGUCACCAAAUUUCAAUACUAUUCAUAGUAUUCAAAUUCUCUUGAAAUUUAAUCAACAGUCUGAUCACACAAAUUAGUAUAUACAUUUGCAUUAUCACGAUAAUUUAUUCAAACAUUAGCUAAAGGAACUGCCAUCAUUGUUUCCUAAUUAAGUAAAAAUGAUUAACUAAUUGUCGCUGGAAAUUUGUUUUAGAAAGGAAAAAGUAGUCGUAGCACUUGUAAGAUAUUUGUAAUUAUAUCAAGAGAGGUUUUAAACAUUU